AUGAGGAGCCUCUCGUUGCUAAUCCUUGUCUUGGCUACCGUACUCGCCGUGCAGGGAAUGGGACGGAAGAGGCGCGAUACGGAUGAUGAGGGAGGUUUCUUUGGGCGGAAGAAGCGCGAUACGGAUGAUGAGGGCCCACACUCGCUGUGGAAGCGCCAGGUGGAUUAUCACAAGCUCCGUUCCAAGCGAAGCGAUGAGUGCCCGACUUGCGGGUGGUUUGGUAACUGGGGCAUGGGGCUGAAGAAGCGCGAUACCGAGGACCAGCGCCCGCACUCGUUGUCGAAGCGCCAAUCUGAAGAUGAUGAUCCCUCUGCCGCUCGCUCAAAACGCCAACUUCACGAGGAUAAGGGACCGCACAGGCUCUCAAAGCGCCAGACCGACGUUGAAGUCGAUACUGAGAUCUCCAAGCGUUCGAAGCGCCAGGAAACUGACGUCAACACUGGGCGCCGGCCCGUCCCAACCGAUUUCCAAGCUCUCGAAAUC
Messenger RNA from Mesorhabditis spiculigera, 483 nucleotides. The record is from the annotation of a GenBank genome assembly. Lineage: Eukaryota; Metazoa; Nematoda; Chromadorea; Rhabditida; Rhabditidae.